CUCAUUUUAGGGUUACGCACUGAUUUGUAAAGGAUAUAUAAGCGCAACUCUGCUCCUCUCACAAGUUCCCCUACUCAAAAACCCUAGCGGCCUAAUCCUGUUCGAGCUUAUUUCUCCGGUUAGGGUUUUCUGAUUCCAAUCAACUACCAGCAACCAUGGCGGAUGUGGAGACAGAGGUGGCUGCAGGACAGCCAAAGAAGAGAACGUUCAAGAAGUUCAGCUUUAGGGGAGUGGAUUUGGAUGCUCUCCUUGACAUGACCACUGAUGAGCUUGUCAAACUCUUUCCUGCCCGUGCUCGCAGAAGGUUUCAGAGAGGUCUGAAGAGGAAGCCAAUGGCUCUUAUCAAGAAGCUGCGCAAGGCGAAAAGGGAAGCACCACCUGGUGAGAAACCAGAACCAGUUCGAACCCACCUCCGCAAUAUGAUUAUUGUUCCCGAAAUGAUUGGAAGCAUUAUUGGUGUGUACAAUGGGAAGACCUUUAACCAAGUUGAAAUCAAGCCUGAGAUGAUCGGGCAUUAUCUUGCUGAGUUCUCAAUCUCAUACAAGCCUGUGAAACAUGGUAGACCUGGUAUUGGUGCCACCCACUCGUCUAGGUUCAUUCCUCUUAAGUGAAAUGUUUUGCUGCAGCUUGGAUACUCUAGUUAUUUCCUAUUACAUGAGGACGGCUAUGUUGAUCAAUAUUUUGUCUAUUUAAAUUGUUGCUUUAUAUGUCUAGGUCUUUAAACAAUUGUUCUAGGGAUUUUGCUUUGGUUUUGAAUUAUUCUGGAUAUUUUAUGAUAAUAUAAAGUAUGCUCUUGGAUUUUUCAA
This is a messenger RNA of Jatropha curcas, 806 nucleotides long. Its product is annotated as Ribosomal protein S19 family protein. Gene Ontology annotation, molecular function: structural constituent of ribosome; RNA binding. Gene Ontology annotation, biological process: ribosomal small subunit assembly; translation. Gene Ontology annotation, cellular component: cytosolic small ribosomal subunit; ribosome. Lineage: Eukaryota; Viridiplantae; Streptophyta; Magnoliopsida; Malpighiales; Euphorbiaceae. The record is from RefSeq and is a predicted model, not a curated record.